Molecule: messenger RNA, 321 nt
Organism: Sphenostylis stenocarpa
Lineage: Eukaryota; Viridiplantae; Streptophyta; Magnoliopsida; Fabales; Fabaceae
Source: the annotation of a GenBank genome assembly
AUGAAGCUUGGUUGGGUUGGCAAAGCCAAGAAUGUUAGCUUGGUUCUUGCAUGGGUCAAAGAAGAAAAGAUCAGUCACACGUCUCUUGUUUUGUUAUGCAACGAAGGGUUGAGGUUCAAGAACCCUAAGUUUUGGACUCUGAGUAUAUGGAAAAAAACAGGGAUAAUCUUCAAGCUUUCAGUUGGAGCAGCAGUACACAAUGAAGAAGUUAAUAAAGUGGUGGAAGAGAAGAAUAUAGUUGCCCUUUAUAGGGUUGAUACAUUGUAUGCUUCUAGUAGGGGCAUGGAUGUUGUGGGGGGAAAUGCAGGACUUGUGGCAUAA